Meriones unguiculatus (Mongolian gerbil) is the source of this 1600-nucleotide messenger RNA. It is a transcript of the gene Timcc, whose product is annotated as family with sequence similarity 136 member A. The transcript is spliced from 3 exons. NCBI's taxonomy places the organism in Eukaryota, Metazoa, Chordata, Mammalia, Rodentia, Muridae. The record is from RefSeq and is a predicted model, not a curated record. Gene Ontology annotation, cellular component: cytoplasm. The coding region runs from base 75 to 491 and encodes 138 amino acids.
GACCCGGCGCGGGCGCAGGGGGCGGGGCGCAGCGGGUGCGCGCGGGCGCUGUCGCGGCGCUGCUCAGGGUCGCCAUGGCGGAGGUGCAGCAACUCCGAGUGCAGGAGGCUGUGGACGCCAUGGUGAAAAGUGUGGAGAGAGAGAACAUUCGGAAGAUGCAGGGCCUUAUGUUCCGGUGCAGUGCCAACUGCUGUGAGGACAGCCAAGCAACUAUGCAGCAGGUGCACCAGUGCAUCGAGCGCUGCCAUGCUCCUCUAGCUCAAGCCCAGGCCUUGGUCACCAACGAGCUGGAAAGGUUCCAGGAUCGCCUGGCCCGGUGCACCAUGCACUGCAAUGACAAAGCCAAAGACUCGAUGGAUGCAGGAAAUAAGGAGGUGCAAGUGAAGCGACAGCUGGACAGCUGUGUGUCCAAGUGUGUGGAUGACCACAUGCACCUCAUCCCAACAAUGACCAAGAAGAUGAAAGAGUCUCUGUCGUCCAUCGGGAAAUAAAAUUGUUUGCCAGUGACCAUUGAGGCUGAGGGCAGGCUAUUUAAGAGGAAGAAUGGCAGUUUAGUGGGUUAAGCAAUGUUUAUGGAUGAGGAAAACUCAGGACACAGAAAGUUCCAGGCAUAUGCCUCUCACCGCCCGAUACUGGUUCCAUUACAUCUGGAUUUUAGAAGGUGAAGUGGAAAGAAGCUGGUGCUAAAAUUUGGAUAACAGAUAGCACACAGGAGAAUUCUAGCUCCUAAACGUUCGUGUGCAAGUGCUUGUUCUAUAAUAGAGAUGUCCUUGUACCAAGGGCUUAGAUUCCUACUGCACAGACAUCCAAGCUGGCAGCUUUCCUCAACCUGCUGGUAAAGUUUGAGGAGAGUGUGUGUGUUGCCAAGCUCCUGUUUACCACAAGUGUCACCACACCACCUUGCUGUGAAGCAAAACCCAGCGAACUAAUAAUUUAGAGGGAGGAAAAGGUUUCCUUCCCAGACCUUUAUUUUGCUUGGUUUUGUCUUAUGUGCAAGGGCACAACAUGGAUUUAAGAUACAGGAGGGAGAAUAAUUUCAGUAAGUUCUAAAGAUUCCUUGUAUUUUCUGGCCAUCACGAUGGGAAUAUCCUUUUCUUCAAUUCUGUCGUUGUGGAAGCCCCUGAAGAAGCCAGGUGGUGUCACACUGUGUGUGGAAACAGCCUCCUUCACUGACUCCUGCAGCCAAGUGAUACAUCCCCAUGAAGAGGGUUUGACAGUCACUUAUGUACCAGUAGCUGAGAUUAAACAGUAAAAUAGGAACUGUUGAGAAGUACUGGACUUGAGAAAACCUAGAUUUCACAGAAUGGAAGUCCAAACCCAGUAUUACUCAGCCUCCUGAAUUCACAGAGCCUUAUAGAGGUAAUCCCCUAACAACAAGGAGUCCUAAAAGUAAGCACCUUGUUAUCAGAUGCCAUUUUUGCCUGGGACUUUGUAGUGCAGCGUUACUGGCCCAACAUGUCACCUAUCUUUUGGAUAAGUAUACUAUGUUGUAUUUAUACCAAUUACUUGAAACAAUGAUUUACCUGUCUGUUUGCUGUGUCAAGCCUGCAAUAUAUUUUCCAAGUGGUUUGGUUUUUAAAUAAAGUUUCAUUGUGUCCAA